AUUUUUACACUCGCUCGUCGCAUUCUUAUUCACCCCAAGUUCACAAAAUCGUAUGCGUACAACACUUUCGUCACACUGAACAGCCUUGGCGUAGAAAUGAAAAUCUUUGAUGGACCGAGCGAAAUUGUUCAGUGGAUUCAAAAGAACUUGAGGAUCGCAAAAGAAGCGUUGACGCGUGACAUCAUAAUGGCCAAAUCGAAUCAAAGAUGCCCGAUAUUCGCCUGGGCUAGUCAUUUUCAGAUCACUUUCAAGUCCGGAAUUUUCGAAUCUGAAUCCGUCUUCACAAUGAGUGGAUCGCCUGAUGCUAAAGGAGAGGAGAUGUACAUACGCUUCCACAGUGAAAAACCAAAGAUGAGGUACUGCAGUUCUGGCCGCACUGGAAUACUUGAGGUGCCCACCAACGCCAGCAGUGUUUUCCUCUACUUCGUCAUUGACGUGGAGCGAUCGAUUACUGGUCCUCAACUAGUCGAGAUGAUCAGAGAAGUACAAAAGGCAAGCGCUGAAUUCAGCAAGAAGUUCACAUCGAGUAUUCAGCACUUUGACACAAUAACCGUCUUCCAUACUCCGGACACGACCAGUAUACAACGCAUGGUUCUACAAUCACCUCCCUUCAAUGUAGCUCACAUCAAAUGUCCCUACACAGUGAUCAUAUACGAUGACAAGAAGAAAAUGCCGGUUUAUUUUGGGAGAAUAGUACGCCCAAAAGCUGCCGACACGAAGACA
Molecule: messenger RNA, 723 nt
Organism: Ostertagia ostertagi
Lineage: Eukaryota; Metazoa; Nematoda; Chromadorea; Rhabditida; Trichostrongylidae
Source: the annotation of a GenBank genome assembly